AAACUUUCAGUGCUUAGUUGUUAAGGCAGGCCCAGGGUGUAGAUGUUGAGUUCCUAGGAACAGACAACAGAUUGCCAGGUGGAGCCCGUGACCCUGUCACUUGUUGAGAAUUAUUGAGAAGAUUUCCUGCUUUCAAAUUGAGGUAUUUUCAGAUUUGCAAAGAAGUUAUUCAAUAGAGGGGACUGCUAAAGAUAUCAGAGCACCACUAAUCUAAGCUAAAGCCACAGCUGGGGAUAUCAAAGCACCUUCUGGUUAUUUGUGGUAGGAAAAUACUCCAGACUAAUCCAGUGGGAAGGUCACAGAGGAAGUUGGAGUCUUGGCUCUGUCUUUGCCAUGGGGAGAGCUUAGCUAAGUCACUUCCCAUUUCUGGGCUUACUUUUAAAAAAUGAGGUUGUUGGAACAACAACUAAGGAUCCUUCUAACUUCCAAAUUCUUGGAUUCUGAGCAGUAACCUUGAGUUUGCUCACUGAAGAGGGGCAAGGAUGCUUGUUCUUGAGAACAAGAGAGCAGAGCAACAAUUAAAUUAUUAAAGAUGCCUCUUCAGUUGCUAAGAACUAAGGAGUGGAGCCUUUGUCUUGGAACGGAUAGAGCUGGAAUUAGACCUUGCAGGUUACCCAGGCCAACGUGCCCCCUUUACAGAGGAGAGGCUAGGAUGCAGAGAUGUGGUAAUGCUAUCCAGUUAUGAGCUUUCUCUUUCUUACAAGUAAAAAAAUAUCAACAGUAGUUCUUAGAUGUACUGGCCUGGGGUUGGGGCCUCACUGCUGGGGAGUUGGUCUCAUCAUUCGGUGACAAACAUACCUCACCUGCAAGGGUGAUGAAGGCAAAGAGAUGGGGAACAUGAGAAGGGGCUUCACAGAACCGAAAGAUAGGUUCAAAAUCCAAAGACCUGGGUUCCAGUCUGGUGAAACUGGGUGUGUCAAUCCAGACAGCCUCUCUUCACUAGCCCUGCAAUCUUCAUUGCACUUUGGCUAUCUUCUGGUUUUACCAUCUGAAAGGCUGCAUUCCUACAGGGUAUUGUGAGAGUCAGCAGGAGAUAAUGUAUAUGAAAGAAAUUGUACAAAGAUGUUAUUAAUACUGCUUGCACGUAGUUUUAGAGUUAGAGGGUUACCUUUCUUACCAAACACAUGUUAAAAUCUAAGUUCAACGUGGAAGGAAUAAGAAGUAUCAGGGUUACAAAGAACCAUUUCUUGCACUGUACAUCUUUUCAGAAACCAUCCCACCGCACCUUUUUUGCAUGAAGUUAGACCUGCACCAUUCGUAAACUUAGAGAAAUGUGUGUUUUGAUAUUUAUAUAUAUGUGACGUAUUAGCAGGACAGAUGAAGGGGGAGCUGGGCUCUGGCGUUUACCCCCAGGUGAAAAGGAAGGCAGAUGUGUGUUCCUCCCUGAGUGUGUUUACUAAGGGCUGGGCUUGUCUCCUCCGUUGAGAGAGGAGGUGUAUCUGUACAGAGAGCUUCAUUUAAAAUUGUAAAAUGCACCUGGGAGGGCUUCUUGCAUUCUUUCCUUGGUAGGUAUCAUUCGUGACUUUUGGUUCUCUGGCCUGUUCUAAAUUAGAAUUAAAUCCACAGUUCUUACCAGCCCCUGCAUGCAGGGGAUUUGACCACUUUUGAGCGUCAUUUACAAAUGGGUGUGCUGAUCUCACUUUUGCUUAUUUCAUAGCAGUUGGGGUAAGAUAUACAAAAGGUAUAUUUUGUUUUUUUAACUUGAAAGACCAAAGUUUUAUCCUUGGCCUUAAGAAUGUAGCUCAUAAAAGAACAAACAAACCAUACAAUUUUCUCUACUCUCAUACACACUUCUGACACCAAACCUGUGUGUGUCUCUUCCACACCAAGCAGUUCUCCAGCUCUUGGAGCACACCAACUGGGUGCCUAUAAUUGAAUUCAUUUCAGACACCGUCUACCUGGAGUUAGCAUCAGAUUCCACAGGCUAAGGGCUCAUCCCCACAAGCUGUCCCUCACUUCAGAUCCCAGUCAGUCUGGGCCUCCUGUGCGUCUGCCUGACUGGCUAUAAAUCAGGGGUUCCCAUGACCACCUCCUUGGGUUCAUUCCUUUGCGGAUCGGCUCACGGAACUCAGGGAAACAGUUUACUGAUCGCCACUGGUUUGUUAUAAAGGAUAAAACUCCGGAGCAGCCAGGUGGAAGGGUGGAAGGGUGCACAGGGCAGGGGGGUGGGGUGGCAGUGGUGCUUCUAUGCCCUCUCCAGCACCCCAGCCUCCCAGCACUGCCACGCGUUCACCAACCUGGAAGCUCUCUGAGCCCCUUUCUUUCGGGUUCUAUGGAGUCUUCAUUACACAGGCGAGACUGAUUUACUCAUCGGUCGUUGAUUGCACUUAAUCUCCCUCCCCUCUCCCUCCCUGGAGGUUGGGGAUGGGGUGGGGGGUGGGGAGUGGCUGAAGGCACCAACGCUUGUCACAGAUUAGUUCUUCUGGCAGCUAGCCCAGACCCCAUCCUCCAGAGUCCUCUGAUUAAACUUUGGUGUGGUCGAAGGGGGCUUAUCUUGAGUGACAAAAGACGCUCCUUUCACCAGAGCAAUAAAGCUCUGGAGCUAAGGAGCUGUUUCAGGAGCAGGGGAAGAAAACGAAAUAUCGUAACAAAAGACAUUCCUAUCACUCUGAUCACUUAGAAAUUAUAAGGGGUUUAGGAGUUCUGGCUGGGAUCUGGGGAUGAAGACCAAAAUAUAUAUUUCCUUUUACAUCAUAAUAUCACAGCGCCACUGAAUCAUAGGAAAAGCUCCCAGAACCAACCUGUCUACACGGCAGGUUUGUGAGCCACAGGUUCACAUACGUGGUGUUUCCUGGAGUCUGUAAGUGACCUGAGGUGGGGGUGUUAUCUGUGUGGUCACCUGUGUCCUGGGAUAGUCGCCUUGAAGAAUGGCAGCAGUGUGGACCAGGAGGAGGGGUGAGGUCUCGGGGUAGACUGGAAAUUACGUCGUGCAAAUCCUUCCUGUUUGGGCGGUAUUUGCAACCACGUGGCUUCACGAAUCCACCAAAGCAUCAGGUGAAUAAACGGGAGAGGAGAAGAGAGUCUGGGACUCAGCCCUGGAGUAUAAGUCAGAGCUGGAAAGAAGAGACUCCCGAGACUGGAUGACCACCAAGAGCUGCCACGUCCCUGAAGGGCCAGAGUAGGGUUGAUGGCGUGACCCCCUGAAGCCAAGCAAGGAGUGGAGAGAGGAGGGCUGGAGGACUCCUGCCUGCCAUGACCCAGUCCAGGGAUAAGAUGCACAGACCAUGAAUUACGUGGGGCAGUUAGCCGGCCAGGUGUUUGUCACCGUGAAGGAGCUCUACAAGGGGCUGAACCCUGCCACACUCUCAGGGUGCAUUGACAUCAUUGUCAUCCGCCAGCCCAAUGGAAACCUCCAAUGCUCCCCUUUCCACGUCCGCUUUGGGAAGAUGGGCGUCCUGCGCUCCCGAGAGAAAGUGGUUGACAUAGAAAUCAAUGGGGAAUCUGUGGAUUUGCACAUGAAAUUGGGAGAUAAUGGAGAAGCAUUUUUUGUUCAAGAAACAGAUAAUGAUCAGGAAGUCAUCCCCACGCACCUGGCCACCUCCCCCAUCCUGUCAGAAGGAGCUUCGAGAAUGGAAUGUCAGCUGAAGAGAGGCUCUGUGGACAGGAUAAGAGGCCUGGAUCCCGGCACGCCUGCCCAAGUGAUCGCUCCCAGCGAGACGCCGUCAAGCAGCUCUGUAGUAAAGAAGAGAAGAAAAAGGAGGAGAAAGUCCCAGCUGGACAGCCUGAAGAGAGAUGACAGCAUGAACACGUCUGAGGAUGAGGAUAUGUUCCCCAUUGAGAUGAGCUCGGAUGAGGCCAUGGAGCUGCCGGAGAGCAGCAGAACUCUUCCUAAUGAUAUAUCUCCAUUCCAAGAUGAUAUUCCUAAGGAAAACCUCUCCCCAGCCGUGAUUUACCCUCAGUCAGCCUCAUACCCUAAUUCAGAUAGAGAGUGGUCGCCCACUCCCAGUAGCCUGGUAGAUUGCAAAAGGACUGCCCCUCAUCUUGCAGAUGCGGCCGAGGGAGGUCUGUCUAGUUCUUGCCCUCCACAGUCUUCCCUGUUCCAUCCUCCGGAAAGUCCUUCCUGUUCCCGACCUUCAACACCUAAAAGUGAUUCAGAAUUGGUCAGCAAGUCCACGGACAGGACGGGGCAGAAGAACCCAGAAAUGCUCUGGCUGUGGGGAGAGCUGCCGCAGGCUGCUAAGUCUUCUUCUCCACACAAGAUGAAAGAGUCCGGCCCAUUGAGCACUAGAAAAAUUUGUGAUAAAAGUCACUUUCAGGCCAUUCACAGCGAAUCUUCAGACACUUUUAGUGACCAAUCGCCAACUCUGGCCGGGGGGGCGCUUUUGGACCAGAACAAGCCUCAGACAGAAAUGCAGUUUGUGAAUGAAGAAGACCUGGAGACCUUAGGAGCAGCAGCGCCACUCUUGCCCAUGAUCGAGGAGCUCAAACCCCCCUCUGCCAGUGUAGUCCAGACAGCAAACAAGACGGAUUCUCCUUCUAGGAAAAAAGAUAAACGAAGCCGACAUCUUGGUGCUGAUGGCGUCUACUUGGAUGACCUCACAGACAUGGAUCCUGAAGUGGCAGCCCUGUAUUUCCCCAAAAACGGAGACCCUUCUGGACUCGCAAAACAUGCCAGCGACAACGGAGCCCGGUCAGCCAACCAGUCCCCGCAGUCUGUGGGCAGCUCAGGCGUGGACAGUGGCGUGGAGAGCACCUCGGACGGGCUGAGGGACCUCCCUUCCAUCGCCAUCUCCCUCUGCGGGGGCCUCAGCGACCACCGGGAGAUCACGAAAGAUGCAUUCCUGGAGCAAGCUGUGUCGUAUCAACAGUUUGUGGACAACCCCGCUAUUAUCGAUGACCCCAAUCUCGUGGUAAAGAUUGGGAGUAAAUACUAUAAUUGGACAACAGCAGCACCCCUCCUCCUGGCAAUGCAGGCCUUCCAGAAACCUUUGCCAAAGGCCACUGUGGAAUCUAUCAUGAGGGAUAAAAUGCCCAAGAAGGGAGGAAGAUGGUGGUUUUCGUGGAGGGGAAGAAAUGCCACGAUCAAGGAGGAAAGUAAGCCGGAGCAGUGCUUGGCUGGCAACGGACAUAGCACCGGAGAGCAACCACCGCAGCUCAGCAUGGCCACCAGAGUAAAGCAUGAAUCAUCCUCCAGUGAUGAGGAGCGCGCAGCUGCCAAGCCAUCAAACGCAGGCCACCUCCCUCUUCUGCCUAACGUCAGCUACAAGAAGACUCUCCGGCUGACUUCCGAGCAGCUUAAAAGCUUGAAGUUGAAGAAUGGCCCCAACGACGUGGUUUUCAGUGUCACCACGCAGUACCAAGGCACCUGCCGCUGUGAGGGCACCAUCUACCUGUGGAACUGGGAUGAUAAAGUCAUCAUUUCUGAUAUUGACGGGACGAUCACCAGAUCAGACACUCUUGGCCACAUUUUGCCCACCCUUGGGAAGGAUUGGACCCACCAGGGCAUUGCUAAGCUGUACCAUAAAGUGAGCCAGAACGGAUAUAAAUUUCUCUAUUGCUCUGCCCGUGCCAUCGGGAUGGCGGACAUGACGCGGGGCUACCUGCACUGGGUCAACGAGAGGGGCACGGUGCUGCCCCAGGGGCCCCUGCUGCUGAGUCCCAGCAGUCUCUUCUCUGCCCUGCACAGAGAAGUGAUUGAAAAGAAGCCAGAGAAGUUUAAAGUCCAGUGUUUGACAGACAUCAAAAACCUGUUUUUCCCCAAUACAGAGCCCUUUUAUGCUGCUUUUGGAAACCGACCGGCUGAUGUGUAUUCAUACAAGCAAGUAGGAGUGUCUUUGAAUAGAAUAUUUACCGUCAACCCUAAAGGAGAGCUGGUACAGGAGCAUGCGAAGACCAACAUCUCAUCGUAUGUCAGACUCUGUGAAGUAGUCGACCACGUUUUCCCGUUGCUGAAAAGAAGCCAUUCUUCAGACUUUCCCUGUUCGGAUACCUUCAGUAACUUCACCUUUUGGAGAGAGCCACUGCCACCUUUUGAAAACCAGGACAUUCAUUCUGCCUCAGCAUAAAAUGUCCCAAGCAGCCUCUUGCCAGCAGUGCAGAGCCUGGUUGUCACCCAUUAAAGGAUAAAUCUCCCGGGAGUGCACAGCUCCACCUGGGAGCCUGGCGCGUCGUCAUUGGCCUGACAGCAGAGAGAAUUGAGAAGCAUUUCUCCUCUGCCCCACCCUGAGGCUGACAUUUCUAAGCAAGUAGGAAGGGAGCACUUUCUAGGCGAGGAGUUGGGCUUAUUUGUACCGUGAAAAGCAUUCCACAGUUGUGGCUUAAUGCCAGUUACGAUGCUGCCUUUCCGGCCUGCCCCAGCAAGUAGCUAUUGGUUCACGUGCAGUUUGGGGCUGUGAAACCUAGGCAGAAGGUGGCUGUCUGAGGGCUGUCCCUGCCUAGGACAGGGUCAAUCGAGGAAUGCCAGAUACGCACGGUUUUUGGCAAAGUAGGGGGUGCAUUUCCAUUAUAGCAAUGUUAGUGCCACUACCUUCUGAAUACAGUGGGGAGGGCUGUGAAGGCUCAUGUGACCUGGAUCUGAGGUCUCUGAUAGAAAUUCAGACGUCACUGGGUCCAGGCCUGGCCUCAGACUUGGCCUCGUGGAUGGGCCCCUUACAGUAUUUUCUGACUAGUCUCAUUUUUAGGUGAUAAGUUUUUCUUUAAUUCCUUUUGUUAAAGAUAGUCUAUUUAAUUGGCAUAUUUCCCUCAGUUUUUGUGGCUCAAGGCUGAAAUAUUUAUGCCUUAAUGUAUCUAUGGCAGAUAAUUUAUUUAGAAUGCGCUUUAUCUAGCUCAUGGUAACUUUGCAAUGCCUUAGAUUAAAAUGAUAGUAAAUAUUACUAAGGCAGUAUUUUGAAUGGGUUCGACACUGCCAGCUUCCUUCCGUCCAGCAAGGUGGUGCUGACUAUGUGGACUUGAGCGCACUUAUGCCAAAUGAUAAUGAUAAUUGACUUCUAUUGAGAGCUCUCCAAAGAAACUGGUUAGUUUUAAGAAAAUAGUUUCAAGAAGUUAAACUAUAUUCUUUUAGAUAUUAUUUAUUGUUUUACUCUGAUUAGGUUACUGUGAUAGGCAUUUUAGUCAUAUUCUUUCUAUACCACUGUCAUUAAUAUAUUAAAAAGACGUAUGUGUUAGACUAUCCAAAGGGCCUUAUUCUCUUUCUCAUAGACUGAUCUUCUUUUGGGAUUUAUGAGUCAUUUAUUUUCCUUAGCUUUUUCCACUCAAGUUAAGGGCAAGUGAAAAAGUAAUAAUUUGAGUGGCAUUCUUUAAGCUGACAGAAUGUGAUUCUUUUACUUGUUUAUUACACUGGCUUGUGGACAGAACAGUUUGAAAAGUGAAAGAAUUAUUUUGGUAAAAGAUUUUGCUUUACUUUUCGAAGCAUUAUUUUUUUAAAGAGUGUUUUACUCCAACGAUUGAAACAUUUUCCUAUUUAAAUUUCCUUGUUUGAAUCACAGGAGGCAAAAAAUGGAACAGUUGAAUGAAAUUUUACUCUUUCUGUGAAAGAAAAUCCACAGAGUUGUUGCCUCCAUUUAGUUGGUGGGCCCUGUUAGCGUUGGAUGCCUUUGCCAAAUGGUUCGUGUGGACACACAAAGGCAAACAUAGAUCUGCCAUCAAUUGCAGAUUUCUGUAGAAACACGGAUGUGCAUGUGCAGAUUCCUUUUGAAGAUAUUAAAAAUAAUUAAAAA
Molecule: messenger RNA, 7655 nt
Organism: Rhinopithecus roxellana (golden snub-nosed monkey)
Lineage: Eukaryota; Metazoa; Chordata; Mammalia; Primates; Cercopithecidae
Gene: LPIN1
Product: lipin 1
Exons: 21
Coding region: 3225-6005 (926 amino acids)
Biological process (GO): fatty acid catabolic process; cellular response to insulin stimulus; triglyceride biosynthetic process
Cellular component (GO): nucleus; mitochondrial outer membrane
Molecular function (GO): phosphatidate phosphatase activity; transcription coactivator activity
Source: RefSeq, a predicted model, not a curated record